This is a messenger RNA of Pipistrellus kuhlii (Kuhl's pipistrelle), 1104 nucleotides long. RefSeq names its product cytochrome b-c1 complex subunit Rieske, mitochondrial. The transcript has 2 exons. Lineage: Eukaryota; Metazoa; Chordata; Mammalia; Chiroptera; Vespertilionidae. Gene Ontology annotation, cellular component: membrane. Bases 66 to 890 code for a protein of 274 amino acids. Gene Ontology annotation, molecular function: 2 iron, 2 sulfur cluster binding; quinol-cytochrome-c reductase activity. The record is from RefSeq and is a predicted model, not a curated record. Gene Ontology annotation, biological process: mitochondrial electron transport, ubiquinol to cytochrome c.
CCGCGCCUGCGCGGCGGGCGGAAGGUCGUCUCUGUGACCGGCCGGCGUCCGGAGCAGCCGUCGCCAUGUUGUCGGUCGCUGCCCGCUCGGGCCCGUUCGCGCCCGUCCUGUCGGCCUCUUCCCGCGCGGUGGCGGGCGCGCUGCGGCCCCUGGUGCAGGCCGCGCUGCCCCCGGCCCCGGAGCCGCCGGCGCUGGACGUGAAGCGGCCCUUCCUCUGCCGGGAGUCGCUGAACGGCCAGGCCGCGAGCGGGCCCCUGAUCGCCGUCGUGGGCCUCAAUGCCCCUGCCUCCGUCCGGUAUUCCCACACCGACGUCAAAGUGCCCGACUUCUCCGACUACCGGCGCGCCGAGGUGCAGGACAGCACCAGGCCCUCCAAGGAGAGCAGCGAGGCGCGGAAGGGCUUCUCCUACCUGCUCACCGCCACCACCACGGUGGCCGCCGCCUACACCGCCAAGAACGUCGUCUCCCAGUUCGUGUCCAGCAUGAGCGCCUCCGCCGACGUGCUGGCCAUGUCCAAGAUCGAGAUCAAGCUGUCCGACAUCCCCGAGGGCAAGAACAUGGCCUUCAAGUGGCGGGGCAAGCCGCUGUUCGUGCGCCACCGCACGGCGAGGGAGGUGGAGCAGGAGGCCGCCGUGGACGUGGCCCACCUGCGGGACCCCCAGCACGACCUGGAGCGCGUCAAGAAGCCCGAGUGGGUCAUCCUCAUCGGGGUCUGCACGCACCUGGGCUGCGUGCCCAUCGCCAACGCGGGCGACUUCGGCGGCUAUUACUGCCCGUGCCACGGCUCCCACUACGACGCCUCCGGCCGCAUCCGGAAGGGGCCAGCCCCCCUCAACCUCGAGGUGCCCUACUACGAGUUCACCAGCGACGACGUGGUGGUGGUGGGCUAGGCCGGCCGGGGCAGCCCUCCCCUCGUCCCCCAGAGGCCGGAGCCGUCUGCCGGGCUGCUGUGUGCGAGUGAGCCGCCCGCGGGCCUGCCAUGGCCGUGUGAAAUGAGCGGACCGCCUUCCCGCGUGCCCCUCUGCAGAGGCCGCUCGGAGCCAUCGCUGGGGCUGAGGGGCGGGGGGUCUGCCGGUUCCUCCAUUAAAUCACUGCUGCCGGACA